Molecule: messenger RNA, 425 nt
Organism: Morus notabilis
Lineage: Eukaryota; Viridiplantae; Streptophyta; Magnoliopsida; Rosales; Moraceae
Product: ERI1 exoribonuclease 2-like
Exons: 2
Biological process (GO): exonucleolytic trimming to generate mature 3'-end of 5.8S rRNA from tricistronic rRNA transcript (SSU-rRNA, 5.8S rRNA, LSU-rRNA)
Molecular function (GO): nucleic acid binding; 3'-5'-RNA exonuclease activity
Source: RefSeq, a predicted model, not a curated record
GUUGACAAAGGCGUUCUCUUGAGUGAGGCUCUAUUUCUGCAUGAUAAGUGGCUUGAAGAAAAGGGGGUCAAGCGAACUAACUUUGUUGUGGUUACGUGGUCAAAUUGGGAUUGUCGGGUGAUGCUGGAAUCUGAGUGUCGAUUCAAAAGGAUCCAAAAGCCACCAUACUUCAACAGAUGGAUCAAUCUGAAGAUCCCAUUCCAUGAGGUAUUUGGAGGGGUGAAGUGCAACCUGAAAGAAGCUGUUCAGCUGGCUGGCCUCACUUGGGAAGGCCGUGCUCACUGCGGCCUUGACGAUGCUAAGAACACUGCUCGCCUGCUUACCUACCUAAUGCACCGUGGAUUCCAGUUUACCAUAACUAACUCACUGACGUGGCAGCCCACGGAUCAUCCGUUAACACUGCAAAAGUUCCCGGAGUACCAAUC